Molecule: messenger RNA, 2347 nt
Organism: Macrosteles quadrilineatus (aster leafhopper)
Lineage: Eukaryota; Metazoa; Arthropoda; Insecta; Hemiptera; Cicadellidae
Gene: GCC88
Product: GRIP and coiled-coil domain-containing protein 1
Exons: 12
Coding region: 275-2281 (668 amino acids)
Cellular component (GO): Golgi apparatus
Source: RefSeq, a predicted model, not a curated record
AAACUCGAAUGCUAUUUUACUGUGCAUGCCUAAUCUAAUUAUUCUUAUUUCUUAGGUAGCUGCAUCGUUAAAAUAAUAUGGAUUGGCUCUUCGGAAAUCCUUAGUUAUUUCAUACUUUUUGUGUAAUUUUGGUGUAUUUUGACUUUUUAAAAGAUGGCAUGUCACCAAGUAAACUGUUUGUAACUAAGUGUGUAUUAGGUUAAUUGGUUAUCAAGGCAGGAACAACUUAACAGGUAACUUAAAUCAUAAGUCAAACUGAUAGUUUCAAUUGAUCAUGGACAAAGCAAGUAAGAAAGAUCUUCUAGCCAUCAUAGCCAAACAAGAUGAGGACCUAAAACGUUACCGAACAAGGUUACAAGAUGUUGUAGCGGCUCACAAGAGGCUUAUCAAAGAAAAUGAAGCUUUACAUUUAAGUCUGCGAGUAUUGGGAAAAUCCUCCAGUCAAGAAAUUGAAAUCGAUUCCAGUAAUGAUGAAAUACCUGUUAAUUUAAAGCCUAAAGUAGAAGAGGAUGAAGCGAAUCAAGAUAAUGAGGACGCAGACCAACUAAAAAACCAACUUACAACUUUGAUGAACUCAAUAGCAACUCUGUCGGAAGAGAAGUCUAAAAUGGAAGCCAGUUUUCAGGCUGACAGAAAGCAGAUGAGGACAGAAAAAGAAGAUAAAGAUAAACUCAUCAAAGAUCUUCAAAAACAACUCGAUCAGUCAGCUCGUGCUCAUCAAAAUGAGUUGGAAAACUACAAGUCAAAGCUGAUCGUUGAGAGGCAUCAGAGAGAGAAAGAACACAACGACCAUGGGGUGAUGAUUAGAGAGCUGCAGAAGCUGUUGGCAGAAGAGCGAACAGCUCGUGAGACGAUAGAGGCUGGGGCAGAGGGCGUGCGACGGGAGUGGACGCAAUACCGCAGCGCAGCCGAGCGUAGAGAGCGGGAACUGUCCAACACUGUGGAGGCGUUGAGACGUAAGCUGCGGAGAGAGAAAGACUCGGCCACUCCCCUACUGUCUACACUACAGGAGGAGAUGGCGUCACUCAAGCAGCAACAUAGCAUUGCUCUGCUCAGGGAACAAGAGAGAGCGAGGGAAGCAGAAGAUAGAGCUGCAAAGUUGGCAGCAAUGCAUGAAGAGAGGGUGGCCAACCUGGAGGCGAGGCUGGCGGAACUGUCACAGACUGUCGGCUCGUACGAUAGGCUGCGACAGGACGACCAAGGUGCAAUAUUCAAACUUCAGGAGCGGCUUAUACAAUUGGAGUUAGAGCAUGGGGCAGAAAAAGCAGACACGGACCUAGACGUCUUGAUGGAGAAAUUUCAACACUUGAAGAACAGCAUUGAAGUAGCUAACGAAACUGCUGAGAAGCCAGUUGAUCUGAAAGGCAUUCUGCGAGAGUGGCAGGAGAAGAUGCUGGUGGAAGGUUACACAUCGACGGAUCACUCGUUGUGUCACCAGGAGUAUAUGAGUCUCAAGGCAGAGCUUGAGAGGUGUAAACAACAAGCUGCCUCGUCAAGCAGUGUUACCACCACGACCAACAGUGCCAGUGAUGAGUUUGAACAUCUGAAGAAGCAGAUAGCCUCGCUGAAGGAGAAGAUCAACUUUCUCAACAAUGAGCUGGAACAGACUCAUGCUGACCAUAAGCUGUUGAUGGAGGAACAGAAUAAUGAGUUGAAAAAGGAACGUGCCAGGUGGAAAGAAAAAUUGUCCUCCGUUGAACAGGAACAUCGCAGGCAGUUGGCAACCCUGGAGCAGCAGCUUAGCAAGCAGAGAGAACGUGCUUUAGCUCUUGUACAGGAGAAGGACACAGAGAUCUCUUCUCUCAAGGCUAGCUUUCACACACUGCUGCCAACACGAGCUCACAAACGAUCCCAAUCAUCAGAUAAUGAUGGCAGCGUGGAGCUGGACACUGAAGGAAUGAGCGAAGGACGACACAUGUUGCACUACGCGCACGAAUCUGCACGCUAUCAGGUAGAUGUAGCCAAGCUGCGCAAACAGAGCCACAGACUAGAGACACAACUACGUGACACGCAGAGGGCUGCUGCCGAGGAGAGGGUUACUCUCACCCAAAGAGUCACAGAAUUGCAGAACCAGGUAGACAGGCUGGAGAGAUGUCAGUCGAGAGAAGGAGCCAACUUGGAGUACCUCAAGAAUGUUGUGUUGAGCUACUUGGUGAGCAACGACUCCAGCUGCAAAGCUCACAUGCUCAAUGCUAUUGCAGCUGUGCUCAAGUUUAGUGAACAGGAGCAGCAAAGAGUCAGACAGACCAGCUGGUACACACGGUCCGGCUCACUUGCGUAACAUGAAGCCUUCUUGUUUUUCCUGUGAUUAUUUUACCUUGACUGUAUAAAGUGUAUAAAUAUAACU